CUGACCCCCAGCCACAGAGAACACCGUCUGCAGAGAGAGAAGACCAAACUACUGAGCUCUACCUCAGAGAUAUCCAGGAGAGACCAGAACUAAAGACUCAGGACUAGACCCAGAAUCCAGGACCCAACACCUAGGACCCAGGGCUCUUUAACUAGGCCCAGGACUCUGACCCAAACCCAACACCCAGACCCAGGACUAGACCCAGACAUCCAGGACCCAACACCUAGGACCCAGGGCUCUUUAACUUGGCCCAGGACUCUGACCCAAACCCAACACCCAGACCCAGGACUAGACCCAGACAUCCAACCCCAGAACCAGGGAGAGACCAGGGUACUCUGACCCAUAAAGGAUCUAGGAGCGGGUUCUGUUACACAGGAACUCUCCAUACCCAGCCAUGCCUGCCCCUGGAGGAACAGAUCCUAAGGGGGAGGAUUUCUCCACUGCUAUCCUGAAGCAGAAACACAGACCCAAUAGACUGGUGGUGGAUGAAGCCCACAAUGAAGACAACAGCAUCGUCAGCCUCUCACAGGCGAAGACAGAGGAGCUGCAGUUGUUCCGUGGCGACACGGUGGUCCUGCGGGGGAGGAAGCGGCGUGAGACGGUGUGUAUCGUGUUGACAGACGACACCUGUCCAGACGAACGCGUCCGCAUGAACCGCGUCACACGCAACAACCUGAGGGUACGCCUCGGUGAUGUCAUCAGUGUCCAUGCAUGCCCAGAUGUGAAGUACGGCGUGCGUAUCCAUGUCCUGCCGAUAGAUGACACCAUCGAAGGGUUAACGGGAAACCUGUUUGACGUCUUCCUGAAACCCUAUUUCUUGGAAGCCUAUCGGCCUGUACACAAAGGCGACAUCUUCCUGGUGCGAGGGGGCAUGCGGGCAGUGGAGUUCAAGGUGGUGGAGACAGACCCCGCCCCCCACUGCAUCGUCGCCCCGGAUACCGUCAUCCACUGCGAGGGACAGCCAAUCAACAGAGAGGACGAGGAGGAGAGUCUGACUGACGUAGGCUAUGAUGACAUUGGAGGUUGUCGUAAACAGUUAGCUCAAAUCAAAGAAAUGGUGGAGCUUCCUCUCAGACAUCCUGGACUAUUCAAGGCUAUAGGAGUCAAGCCUCCCAGGGGUAUUCUGCUGUAUGGACCUCCAGGUACAGGGAAGACACUGGUUGCCCGGGCCGUUGCCAACGAGACUGGAGCAUUCUUCUUCCUCAUCAAUGGUCCUGAGAUCAUGAGUAAGAUGGCCGGGGAGUCAGAGAGCAACCUGAGGAAAGCCUUCGAGGAGGCAGAGAAAAACUCUCCCGCCAUUAUUUUCAUAGACGAACUGGAUUCUAUCGCUCCUAAGAGAGAGAAGACCCAUGGGGAGGUGGAGAGGCGUAUCGUAUCACAGCUCCUCACCCUGAUGGAUGGACUGAAGCAGAGAACUCACGUUAUCGUCAUGGCAGCCACCAACAGACCCAACAGCAUCGACCCUGCCCUGAGACGCUUUGGCAGGUUUGACAGAGAGAUCGACAUCGGCAUCCCAGACUCCACUGGUAGACUGGAGAUACUGCAGAUUCACACCAAGAACAUGAAGCUAUCUGACGACGUGGACCUGGAGAGGGUUUCCAUGGAUGCGCAUGGCCAUGUGGGGUCAGAUCUGGCAGCUCUGUGUUCUGAGGCGGCUCUGCAGGCCAUCAGGAAGAAGAUGACCCUGAUUGACCUAGAGGACGACACCAUUGAUGCUGAACUGCUCAACUCACUGGCAGUUACCAACGAUGACUUCAGGUGGGCGUUGGGGCAGAGUAACCCGUCAGCUCUGAGGGAGACAGUAGUGGAGGUUCCUAAUGUUAACUGGGAGGAUAUAGGAGGACUGGGAGAGGUCAAGAGAGAACUGCAGGAACUAGUACAGUACCCGGUGGAGUACCCAGAUAAGUUCCUGAAGUUCGGUAUGACCCCGUCACGAGGAGUGUUAUUCUAUGGACCCCCAGGCUGUGGAAAGACCCUGCUAGCCAAGGCGAUUGCUAACGAGUGCCAGGCCAACUUCAUCUCCAUCAAGGGACCUGAGCUGCUCACCAUGUGGUUCGGAGAGUCAGAGGCUAAUGUCAGGGACGUCUUCGACAAGGCCAGACAGGCGGCCCCCUGCAUCCUGUUCUUUGACGAGCUGGACUCCAUUGCCAAGUCCAGAGGGGGCGGAGCCGGGGACGCAGGGGGCGCGGCCGACAGGGUCAUCAACCAGAUCCUCACGGAGAUGGACGGAAUGUCCAACAAGAAGAACGUCUUUAUUAUAGGAGCUACCAACAGACCUGAUAUAAUAGACUCUGCUAUCCUCCGUCCAGGGAGGCUGGAUCAGCUCAUCUACAUCCCUCUACCAGACACAGCCUCCCGUACUGCCAUCCUCAACGCAAACCUACGCAAGUCCCCCAUCGCCAGAGAUGUAGACCUGGCCUACCUGUCUGGUAUCACCCAGGGUUUCAGUGGGGCAGACCUGACAGAGAUCUGCCAGAGGGCCUGUAAGCUGGCCAUCAGAGAGGCCAUAGAGGCUGAGAUCAAAGCAGAGCGCCAGAGACAGACCCACCCAGGCACCGCCAUGGAUGAGGACUGUGACCCUGUUCCAGAGAUCAGGAAGGAUCACUUUGAAGAGGCCAUGAGGUUCGCCCGGCGCUCCGUCAGCGACAACGAUAUCAGGAAGUAUGAGAUGUUCGCCCAGACACUACAGCAGAGCAGAGGCUUUGGGAACUUCAGGUUCCCCUCUGGCUCUCAGUCCGGAGGUCAAGGGUCGGGGGCAGGGGGGCAGUUCAGAGACGAGGUAGAGGACGACCUCUACCAGUGAGAAGACUAUCACCUCCACCACACCUGCCUGCAUAUGAUGCAUAUGAAUAUGCAUAUGAACUCUGGAUCAAUUAGAUAACGUUUGUGCUUCUCAGCUUAUCGGUGUCUUAGAUGUUUCUCAUAAUAACUGGUGCAUCAUAACAACUGGUACAUCAUAAUAACUGAUAUAUCAUAAUAACUGGUACAUAAAUAAUAACUGGUGCAUCAUAAUAACUGGUACAUCAUAAUAACUGAUACAUCAUAAUAACUGGUACAUCAUAAUAACUGGUGCAUCAUAAUAACUGGUACAUCAUAAUAACUGGUACAUCAUAAUAACUGGUGCAUCAUAAUAACUGGUGCAUCAUAAUAACUGGUACAUCAUAAUAACUGGUACAUCAUAAUAACUGGUACAUCAUAAUAACUGGUGCAUCAUAAUAACUGGUGCAUCAUAAUAACUGGUACAUCAUAAUAACUGGUGCAUCAUAAUAACUGGUACAUCAUAAUAACUGGUACAUCAUAAUAACUGAUACAUCAUAAUAACUGGUACAUCAUAAUAACUGGUACAUCAUAAUAACUGGUACAUCAUAAUAACUGGUGCAUUAUAAUAACUGGUACAUAAUAACUGGUACAUCAUAAUAACUGGUGCAUUAUAAUAACUGGUGCAUCAUAAUAAAUGGUACAUCAUAAUAACUGGUACAUCAUAAUAACUGGUACAUCAUAAUAACUGGUACAUCAUAAUAACUGGUGCAUCAUAAUAACUGAUACAUCAUAAUAACUGGUACAUCAUAAUAACUGGUGCAUUAUAAUAACUGGUACAUCAUAAUAACUGGUGCAUCAUAAUAACUGGUACAUCAUAAUAACUGGUGCAUCAUAAUAACUGAUACAUCAUAAUAACUGGUACAUCAUAAUAACUGGUGCAUUAUAAUAACUGGUACAUCAUAAUAACUGGUACAUCAUAAUAACUGGUGCAUUAUAAUAACUGGUGCAUCAUAAUAACUGGUACAUCAUAAUAACUGGUACAUCAUAAUAACUGGUGCAUUAUAAUAACUGGUGCAUCAUAAUAACUGGUACAUCAUAAUAACUGGUGCAUUAUAAUAACUGGUACAUCAUAAUAACUGGUGCAUUAUAAUAACUGGUGCAUCAUAAUAACUGGUGUAUUUGAGGAAAUUAGAGUCUGUUUGUUUUUUCUUGGAAGAAUCAUUAGUAAAAUCUGGAUGGUCAAAGUACAAUGAAUAUAACUGAAUGAGGAUUGUUGUUCUUAUGGUGUUUGAGCUGGUCAUCAUGGAAGGAAUGGAAGGAAUGGAAGGAAUGCUGAUUCACAUCUGAAAUGUAAUAAAUGGAGUGUUUUCCUUGUU
Messenger RNA from Oncorhynchus kisutch (coho salmon), 4136 nucleotides. Its product is annotated as zgc:136908. Bases 395 to 2803 code for a protein of 802 amino acids. The transcript has 19 exons. Lineage: Eukaryota; Metazoa; Chordata; Actinopteri; Salmoniformes; Salmonidae. Gene Ontology annotation, molecular function: ATP binding; ATP hydrolysis activity; polyubiquitin modification-dependent protein binding. The record is from RefSeq and is a predicted model, not a curated record. Gene Ontology annotation, biological process: autophagosome maturation; mitotic spindle disassembly; retrograde protein transport, ER to cytosol. Gene Ontology annotation, cellular component: nucleus; VCP-NPL4-UFD1 AAA ATPase complex; cytosol.